AUGGAAUUGGAAAUCAGUAGUUCAGAAGAAUCAUCCACGACGAUUUUCCCUCUUGCGCGAGCCAAGCGCUCAGUGUAUACACCGUUACAGAGGAAGCAGGCUUUGCUUCUGCGAGGCUAUCUCCAAGCGUCGGGAGAUGUCCUGGACGCUGCCAUCAGAAGCUUCAGGGAUUAUUUGGCAUCGGAUUCAGCGACGACCAAUGCCGGUGCCUCCACAUCUGGAGUGGCAUCUGACGCGCCGGUGAUGAAUGCUCCAACCAACAGCACUGAAUGGGCGGAGCUAAUUGUCAAGGGGAUGUCGUCCGCUUCGGAUCUGAACGACGCCAGGAAUCGAGCCUUCAGGAUACUUGAAAUGUUCGGCAAAUCUGCCGCAAACUGCAGUACUCCUGAUGAAGCGCAGAAAAUGCGUGAGGAGAACAAGAUACUGAAGCAGAUGCUGGGAGCCCUGCUUCAGCAGGCCAGCAUCCUGAAGCGAGCCGUCGUCAUCCAGCACAACCGGCUCAACGACUACCAGAACAUGGUGCAGGAGCGGCCCCAGUUCAAUGAGACCGUCGCCAAGUACCAGCAGCAGAUCAAGGAGCUGCAGGGGAUGAACGAUUUGCUGUCGUUCCAUCUCAGGAGGGCGAAUCAACAGAGUAGCAUACCUGGGCGCCGCAACCCCGACGUCUUCUAGGCGGUCACCGCAUCUGCGCUGAAGGUUAUGUGCUGACUCUGACGCGAGAUCCUGAAGCUGCGAUUGUCGAAGGAGUCAUAUACAAGUCAUUGAGCUCGCGCUGGCGAGCCUCCUCUUCCAUUUCAACUGGGAGCUCCCCGGCGGCACGGUGGAACUGGACAUGGCGGAGACGUUCGGGGUCACGGCGAAGAUGAAGAACGACCUGUGGCUGCAUGCUACCGUCAUCGUGCCACCUCUCUAAAUAAAUUUGCACGUGGAGAUCGAUCAACGAUUCGUCUAGCUUGCGUCUCUGCAAAUUUGUCUCAAAAUUACCUGCUUGUGAUAAAUUAUUUAAGGGUCUGUCUAGGACACAUAUCUAGGUGUGACAUAGUUAUGUCACAUCUAACUUGAUAUCCACUAUGUUUGUGGUCUGUUUUUAUUUUUUGUCCCAGUUUUUUUUGUUUCUUGCUGCUGUGUUACUUGUGGGGGAUUAGAUGUGACAUCUUCAAAAAACAUCUAGAUGUAAAUUAGACAAAUUGAUUAUUUAAAUUUUGCAUCUUGAAUAAAGCAAGG
Molecule: messenger RNA, 1224 nt
Organism: Triticum dicoccoides
Lineage: Eukaryota; Viridiplantae; Streptophyta; Magnoliopsida; Poales; Poaceae
Exons: 6
Coding region: 1-672 (223 amino acids)
Source: RefSeq, a predicted model, not a curated record